Symbiodinium pilosum is the source of this 2187-nucleotide messenger RNA. The record is from the annotation of a GenBank genome assembly. NCBI's taxonomy places the organism in Eukaryota, Dinophyceae, Suessiales, Symbiodiniaceae.
AUGUGCCAGGCGAAUGCGUCGAAUGCAGAGACUGUGGAGGCAGCUUGGGGUUUUGUGAAAAGAAGUUACUUUGACCAAAGUUACAACAAUCAAGAUUGGGAAGCAGCACAUCAGCGGUACCUGGAUCGUGUGAAGAAGGGCCAGCGAGCCGAGAGCGUCGUGCGUGACAUGAUUGCGUCCCUGGGGGAUCGCUACAGCCGAGUCAUUGAUGCAGCUACUUUCGAGCAGCUCAUGGCCUUUGACCCGCUCGGGGUGGGCCUGGUGCUUGCCCGCAACGACGCCAAGCAGGUCUUUGUCAGCAGCCCGCCGUUUGCUGGAUCAGCUGCUGAAAAGGCCGGCAUCAAACAGGGAGACAUUGUCGAUUCCAUCAACAACAUGAGCUUCAAAGAGAUGUCACUCCUGGCUGUAUGUGAUCGCGUCGCACAGGGAGACGCAGCUGAAGUGAGUCUACAGCUGCAGCGGCCUGGAAAUGCUGAGGUUCGUGAGGUGAGCCUGGCAAGGCCCAGACAGGCGAAACCGCUGAACCAGGUGGAGUGCGGAGUGGUCACCGGCAAGAACGAUCGGAAGAUUGGGUAUUUCAGGCUCCGAAAUGUGGGGGCGCGGAGUGCCGUGGAUCUGCGGGCCGCUCUGGCAAAGGUCCGGAGUGACGGUGCGCAGGAGCUGGUGAUCGACUUGAGAGGCAAUCCAGGUGGUUCAUUUCCCGCUGCUCUGGAGAUUGCUGAGAUUUUCUUGAAGCCCGGCGCGGUUGCGGCGCAGGUGCAGCUCCCAACCUCUGAGAGCCGGAAGCCCCUCCGGGUUGGGGAGGGGACUUCACAGACGUCGACGGAGCCGCUGGUGGUGCUUGUUGAUGGUGGCAGUGCAAGUGCCAGCGAGGUAUUGGCUGUGGCGUUGAGGGGCAACUGCCGAGCUCCGCUUUUGGGAUCGAAGACUUUUGGGAAGGCAGCCGUUCAAGGCGUCUUUGGCCUCCCAAACAAGGAGGCGGUCGCCUUGACUGUGGCGCGAUACAGCGGCCCCAGUGGAACCCAAAUUGAAGGUGGUCUGCAGCCUGAUUUGCCGCUGCCGGGCCCUUCUCUGCCUCUGGGCAUUUCCCUCUCUGGGGCUGCGGCAGAGCUAGGUCUGCCACUGCUUCAGAACGGCGACUACGCGGCCUUGGAUGUGCGGGCCUCCCAGGCCAACGGUACGUCCCAUGCUGUGAAACGGAUUGAGGGGGUGCAGGAUUUUGUGCCGCCAAAUGCGAUUGAAGAACUGGGUACAGCAACUUUAGCACAACGUGUUCAAGUUCUCGAGUCCAUCGUUCAGCAGCAGGCGCAGCAGCUGCAGCAGAUGACGAAGGUGCUGGAGGGGGUCCAGAAGGACGUUCGCCGGACGGUAUCGGUGAUGCAGUACAACAUCUUGGCAUCGUACUUGGGCAAGAACACGCAGCCGUGGUUCCUCUACGGCGCGGACAUCAGUGCAGAGGAGCGAGAGCAGGUUUUUGCCCGAUUCAAUGCACGCGGUCCCGACGGCACGCCAAAGCAUGCGUGGCCGGACUACGCCACAGGCAUCCUGAGCCCAGAGGAGAUUGCGGAAGUGGAGCGCUAUGAUGCCUUCUUCAGGUGGGACUUCCGGCGGCAGAAGCUCUUGGAUCAGAUCGAGAUCAUGGAUCCUGACGUGCUCUCGCUGGUGGAGCUGGAUGACCACGCUUUCUUUGCAGAGUGCCUCUGCGACGAGUGGGACUCUGUCUUCCGCAAGCGGCCGCGGGCCUCGUCAGCAGACGGCUGCGGGAUUUUCUGGCGGAAGUCCAAGUUUGAGCUUCUGGCCUCGGAGGGCUUCGACAUGGUCGACGGCAGCGACGACAAGGGCCGCGAGAAGCGAGAUCGGAGUUGCGUGAUGGUCUUGUUGAAAUGGCGCGUUGCUGGACAUCACGUCCUACCCCUGGUGGUUGUGUCAACACAUCUUGCCAAGGAUCCAUACAACAAGGCCCAGACCGCCAUCCGAGUACGACAGGUGACACAGAUCAUGGCUAGCCUGACAGAGUUCACGUCAAAGCACGAGGCCAGGCACUGCCCAGUGGUCUUGCUUGGGGACCUCAAUGCACGUCACUUCGGGGAGAUCCGAGGGCACGGGGCACAGAGUUCAGAUGCUCAAGCUUCACGGAAUGAGGGUAGUAUCUUACCACAUGUUAUUCUUGUCUUCUUACUGUUGUGA